GAAGCUAGAUGGGGGGUGUUGGCUGCUGCUGUGUGUUUUUGUGUCUGACCCUCUGACUGCCAUUGGAUGAGCUCUGCGGUAGGGGGUGUGUUCAGACUCACAGUAUAGCGCUUGUUAUGAGAGCCUUCUGCCGUCCCCUUCCACAAACCUCAGUAACAACCAUAUCCCAGCCUCCGAGGCUGAGUGUGUGUGUGUAUGUGUGUGUUUUUAGGGGAGUGAGGAGUGCCUCCGUUGCAGCUGGUUGCGGCUUCCUUACUGUGCUGGAUUUCCUUGAAGGUCUGCCUCACCUCUGCAGUGCCCCCCAGAGACUGAGGUUUUCAGUGUUUACAACAGAUUUCACCCAUGAUACUGCAAAAUCAGAAAUAAUGGACAAGAAAAGUGCAAAUGGCUUUCUUUCCAAGGCCACAGAUAGUGGAGUACAGCGUAAACAGCUGCCAUAUUCUGUAGAGACCCCCUAUGGGUUUCACUUGGAUCUGGACUUCCUCAAGUUUGUAGAUGACAUAGAGAAAGGGAACACAAUCAAGAGGGUGUACAUCCAGCGUAAGAACAGGGGCCCAAAGUAUAGCACCCUGCCACGUAACUUCAGCCUUCCUGGGCAUGGCGCUCGACCUCUAGCCAAAGACACAUGGGCCAAUACUUCCACUUUAGGGUCCAAACCUAAGUCACGUGUUACUGAAGUCCAGCAGCUUUUUGAGUUCCGAGCCAGUGAUGCCACUAGUGGAAGCAGUAGCACCAGUGGAAGCUCCCAUGCCAGCCAAUCAAAGAUGCCUGGGAGUAGUUACCUCCCCUCACCAAAGGCAGCUGCGCAGUCUCGAGAACAGACCUCAUCUGAGAAUGAACAGCCCGUGAGCCUCAAUGUUAGGCCUCACCUGUUAAGAGCCUCCAGCAUGCCCAUUAAUGUCCCACGUAGGAAAGGAUCAGAUUCAACUGAUGAGCAGAGUUCCCAAUCACAGAACAGCUCAGCUGAGAGGCUUUUUCAACCAAUGGAUGGAGUUGACAGGAGAGGCAGUGUUCCCCAGGAGAGGGCCAGCUUGCAUCAACAAAUCACAGCUGCGCUGAAAAGGGUGCGUGAGUUAGAAGAGCAAGUCAGGACCAUUCCUGAGUUGAGGUCUCAAAUAUGCUCUCUUAGAACAGAGAGAGAGGAAAUGCUUCAAAGAAUUCGAGAACACAAGUCCAAGCAUAAGAGUGCGGUUCCUCAAACCGAUGCGCCAGUUCUUCCAGUUGUAAGUGAAAAGAAAGAAGCUCCUUUCAUUUACAAGGAUACUGCAGCUGAUCAGGAAAUUGUUCAAGUAGUACAGUCCAACGAAAACACAGAACAACAGUCAGGGGAUCAAAAUCUUGUGGUGCAGGAUAUUGUAGAAACCAAUAAACCAGUGACUGAUACAGAGUCAGAGAAGGAACAAGUACCAGCUCCAGUGUCUGUUCCAGUAAUACUCAUAGAGAAAGCAGAAACUCCAACUGAUCCAGAUGAAGCAGAGGGAUUAUUGCAGGAGUCUACACUUCAAGAAGAAGUAUCAAAGAGUAUUUCAGAGCAAGCAGAAAAGCAGGAUAGAUCAUCAGAGACAUUAUUAGAAGAAAAAGAGUCAACACAGCUACAAGGGAUUUCAAAAUCAGAGGAAUCAGUUGCUACAUCUAUAUUUACAUCCACUCAAGAAGAUAAUGUGACUGUUGAGGGACAGAGUAUAAUUGCAACUAAAGAAAAUACAACAGCCCAACCUUCUGAACAGAAUCUUCUCACUAACCUUGAGCUGGAAGCAAAACUGAAAAAUUUGGAAGAGAGUCUAAGCAAGGCCAGUUGUGAACUGGAAAGGACAAAUGCCUUACUGAGAGAGCAGAUGGAUGAGAAUAGGCAAAAGGAUGAGAGAAUACAGGAACUGAUUGAUCAAGUGAAAGAGCAGAAACUUCAAGGUCCUAUCGAGCCAGAGCUGCUAUCUGAACCAGUUGUCACAUGUGAUGCAUCGGUCAGUACAGACAGCAAAAGUGUCCAGGAGAAAGGAAUCUCAACAGAACCUCAACCAGCUGAGGGUCCCAAAGAAACAGACUCUAAAUGCUCGAGCACUCAGACAUAUAUAGUGGAAGCUCGAGACAUUGAAGUAUUAGCACAAGUCACUACAGCAGACAAAAUUGUAGGGGUAGAGAUUGUCAUGUGUGACCAGGCAUUGGAGACUGUAGUCCAGGAUAAAGAAGGUAACAGUUAUCAGGAAAUCUCUGAAAUGUUAGAGAAGACAGAUUCUGUAAAAGACAAAGAACAAGAGAGUGAUAUCAAAGAUAUUGUGUCAAGUCAGAUUAUAGAUACCAAAGUCAGUGAAAUUGUUGUUAUAGAGAGUGACACUGAAGAAUAUGUCAUGGUAGAAAGUGCCAUGGUUGAGACUAUGGGAAUUGAAAAGGAAGUCACUAAGCCCACAGUCCUAGAGACUGAACCUCAGGAGAGUCCAGUUGCUGAAAGCACAGAAACAGACAAAGCAAAAGAAGAAAGAAGUUCAGGUUUGCAAUCACAGCUAGAACCAAUAGAAACACAAGGACAGGAACCCCACCUUCAGUCUCAAAGGGCAUCCGAAGCCACAACUUCUCCUGCUGCAAUCGGUCAGGUUGUUAAUCGUAUACAGGGCCUUCUUAAUGAGCAGUGGGCCAGUCUGGGAAGUGGUGGCCAAGACGCAAAAGGAGAGAGCUCUCAGAAACCUCAUUCUUCCAAAAUAAGCUCAAUUCAAAGCCAUUUGAGAGGGUCCCUUAGUGCCCUGUCUGCCUUUUACUCACCUGUUCAGAAAGGAGGGGCUGCACGACAAUCAGGCCUCAAAUCUAUCAUGAAGAAGAAUGACCGUCCUGACAAGCAGGGCAAUGGUGGAGCGAAGAAGAACUUGAAGUUUGUUGGCGUAAAUGGAGGCUAUGAGACCACCUCCAGUGAGGACUCCACUGGGGAGGAGGAUCAGGACGAGGUUGAGGAGGUGGAUAGCUCGGAGCCUGAGGUGGAGCAGGGAGAGGAGAGUGAAACGGCCCAGGACGAGGCUGCUGCUACUGGGGAGCAAAGUGAUGGGGUUCAGGCAGAGGUGGCAGAGGGCCCUAAAGAGCCUGAUGCUGCACGGUCCACCACGAGACCCCAGGAGGAGCAGCCUGCCAGUGAGUUAGUUGAUAAGAACUUCAUGGCUGCUUGUCAUUUCCUGAAGGAUCGCAUGGCUGAGGUUGCCGCCCCAAAUAAAGACAUGAGGCAGGUUCUGAUGGUGUUAUAUCAGGAGUGGUUCCGCGUGUCCAGUCAGAAGGAAUCUCAGGCAGAGACAGUCACGCUGUACCUGAGGGAGGUGGGCUACCACACACCCACCCUGCUGCGCUAUAUAGUAAACCUGGCUGAUGGUAAUGGAAACAUGGCCCUGCACUACAGUGUGUCCCACUCCAACUUCUGUGUGGUAAAGCUGUUACUAGACACAGGACUGUGUGAGGUGGAUCACCAGAACAAGGCCGGCUACACUGCUAUAAUGUUGGCAGCUCUUACUGCGGCAGAGAGUCCUGAGGACAUGGAGGUGGCUCAGCAGCUACUGAGAAUGGGCAAAAUCAAUGCUCGAGCCAGCCAGUCAGGGCAAACAGCACUGAUGCUUGCAGUUAGUCAUGGCCGGACAAUGAUGGUCCAGGUUCUUCUGGACUGCGGUGCUGAUGUGAACAUACAGGACCGGGAUGGAUCCACUGCUCUGAUGUGUGCCUGUGAGCAUGGCCAUACUGAAAUAGUCAGAAUACUACUGGACAGACCAGAGUGUGACAUAUCACUCACAGAUAAGGAUGCACACACAGCUCUGUCAGUAGCCAUGAAGGCUUCCCACUCUGAGAUUGUUGAACUUCUGAAAGCUCGUGCUGAUCCAGCCACGGUCACAGAUCCUACAGCUCCACUCUGAGCCCAAAGGCCUUGUCUUCAUGUCCAACUGGUUCUGCCAGAUUCAUCUUUCUACUGCCUCAACCUGACUCGUUGACCAAGCCAGCAGUCAACAAUAGAGAGACAGCACUUAUCAGUAAUUUGCAGAUUCUCUGUACGAGAAAUGGGUAAUGUACUUCGGUAUGCCAAUCAAAGAUGCCAUGGAGUGUGGGCUGCCCUAAAGUCCCCAGAAGGUCCCCAUUUGUCCUGAAGAACAGCUACUGUAGCUAUUUAACAGACAUGGUACACUGUUACAUGUUUUGGCCUUCUAUUUUCAGGUAAUGUGACUAUAUUUUUGUUAGGCGACAAAGUGUAAUCUACGAAUGUUAUUAAAGAAGUUAUCAGAUACACACAAUGUUUAUUUUUGAUUGCACUUUUCUGUAAUAUUUCCCCUGAGAUGUAUCCAAGGUCUGUCUUAUUAUAACCUGAUGUGUCUUCCUAUUUGAGGGUUUAUGGGCCAGGCCCAGUACUGAACCAUUCCUUGUCUUUACAGGUGGAACAGGGAAAGGGGUUUUACAGUCACACAGUUGUGAUGCCAGUAUGUCUCCCUUAGUAUCUUUAAACCCCAAGAAAGAGCCAAGCACUGAAAAAGGAAAGAACUUGAAUUGUGAUUUACAGUAGAAGCUUGCUUUAAUUAUUUAAUUACUUUAAGGAGUAGUUCACCCAAAAAUGAAAAUAUGCUGUCAAUGUACUCAUCCAAUAUGUAGAUCAGUAUUUUCUUAAUUGGAACGGAUUUAGAGAAAUUUAGCAAUACACUGUACAUUACUUGCUCACUUCACUUCCGCAGUGAAUGGGUGCCGUCAGAAUGAGAGUUCAAAUAAUCCACAUGACUCCAGUGCAUCAGUUAACUGUUGAUCAAUGAUGUGUGUUUGUAAUAAACGCAUCUAUCAUAAAGAUGUUUUUAACUUCAAACCAGUGAAUACGUUUCGUCUGAAUCAGGAGAGAAAUAUGCCCACAAGCAACAGCAAUGCAAAAGAGUUCUAAACAAAUAUGUCUGAUGUGAGAGGACAACAGGGGAUGGACUUUUUCACAGGAGGAAUUGUGUAUUAUGGAAUUAUUGUGUAUUAUGGACUUGUAUUUGGCCAGAAGCAAUGUUUUAAAGUUAAAAUGUCUUGAUGGAUGGAUUUGUUUCAUACCUUUUUGCUUCACAAGACAUUAGAUGGUGGACAUUUACUUUUUUUUUAAUUUCAAUUAGCUGUUCUCAUUCUGACGGCACCCAUUCACUACAGAAGAUCCAUUGGUGAGGAAGUAAUGCAAAUGUUUUUUCAAAUCUGUUCUGAUGAAGAAACAAAUUCACAUACAUUAAUGAUGAGCAUAUUUUCAACAAAUGUUUAUUUUUGGCUGACAUAUUCUUUUAAUAUUUUUUUUUUUUUGUAAAAUAACAUCUGAAUGGUUUAAAAUGUUUUAUCUGUCUUAUUGUUCUCUUCGCUCAAGGAAAAGGGGGUGUGGAAUAUUUCAUAACUUCAGUGACAAAAUAUUAUAGCAAUCAGGCCUGAGUUGUCCUUUAUAAUUUAUUCACUGUCAAAGUUUACCAUAUACUCUAACCUGCUGCAAUAUUAACCUCUCUACAAUUUCUAAUCCUGCAAAUUGUUUGAGUUUUCAAGUUUCCCUUCAGACAGAAUUAAGCAGCACAUAAUAAUGGACUGGACUGUAGUUGCAUUAUCUGUACAUUGUGCCUGCUUAAAAUAAACACUUCACCAGAUGUUAUGAACAGAUGUUUAAUGACAAAUCAAUAAGUCGCUGGACAAAGUAUAAACCUAUAUAUGUAUACUGUGCAACAGUAUCUUGUAGGAGGUGCUGUGAAUUAUUACCCUGAAAUGUAAUCACUAUUUAUUUCCAAUUCUAUAUUUUUGAGUAUAUACAAGCAUACAGUAUGCAUGGAUCAAAUAUUGACCUAAUAAAAACAUGCAUUUUGUA
This is a messenger RNA of Carassius auratus (goldfish), 5812 nucleotides long. Its product is annotated as KN motif and ankyrin repeat domain-containing protein 4-like. Gene Ontology annotation, biological process: negative regulation of actin filament polymerization. Gene Ontology annotation, cellular component: cytoskeleton; cytoplasm. Gene Ontology annotation, molecular function: protein binding. The transcript is spliced from 10 exons. The record is from RefSeq and is a predicted model, not a curated record. The coding region runs from base 117 to 3878 and encodes 1253 amino acids. Lineage: Eukaryota; Metazoa; Chordata; Actinopteri; Cypriniformes; Cyprinidae.